CUUCUCUUAGCUUGGCGUCUAGGGUCACCUCUGCCUACGCGCUGUACCCCUUCACCUCACUCCUCCUCGCUUCAACCGCGCACUCCUCGCGACCUAACUCGCUGAGUUAUAGCCUACUUGGUCCUGUGAGGAUAUUCUGCCUCGUUUCGCUCGGCGUUAGGAAAACCCCAUGGCCACAUCCUCGCUUGGCUGCCACGCGGCGCUUUACCGAGCUCAGCCUCUGACGACACGCACUGAAUCUUCCCGCUUAACUCCAUCCAGCGCUUCGAUGUCGCGCUGCUUCGCGCACCACGCGCCCUUCCCCCGCGUACCGCUCACCCCACUAACGCCCGCGCGCGCCGCAAAAUCGCGACUCGUCGCGCGCGCUCUCGAGGGAGCGGUGAUUGCGGAGGAAGGCGAGAGCUUGAACGGCAGCGUCGCCGCGCUCAUCGCGGAAGAGGCGGCGGAAGAAACGGCGGGAAAUGGCGCUGUCGCAAUGGCGGACGACGAGGACGUGUGGGAGAGGGAGCCCGAGGGGCGCGGAGUUUCUGGGCAGAUUGUGGGGGUUUUGGGCGGCGGGCAGCUGGGCCGAAUGCUGUGCGAGGCGGCGUCGCCUUUAGGGAUCAAGGUCGCGGUGCUCGACCCGCUGCCAGACGCGCCGGCUCGUCCAGUGGCGUUCCGCCACGUGGUCGGAAGCUUCCAGGAUAUGGACACUGUGCGAGAAUUCGCGAAAAAGAGCGAUGUGGUGACGGUGGAGAUCGAGCAUGUGAACGUGGACGCGCUGCAGCACCUGGAGGACGACGACUGCAUCGACAUCGAGCCCAAGCCCUCCACCAUUGGGGUCAUCCAGGACAAGUACCUGCAGAAGAUUCACUUCAGGAAUCGCGGCGUGCCUCUCCCAGACUUCGUGCCGAUUCCGGACAUGGCAGCAGCAGAGGCGGCAGGGGACGCGUUCACAUACCCCUACAUGCUCAAGAGCCGCAGGAAUGCAUAUGACGGCCGGGGCAAUGCUGUCGUGCGCUCAUCGGAAGACAUUGAGCAAGCUGUAGCAGACUUGGGGGGCUUUGAGCGAGGGUUGUAUGCUGAGAAGUGGGCUCCUUUCACCAAGGAGUUGGCAGUGAUGGUGGCGAGAGGGCGAGACGGGGAGAUCAAGAGCUUUCCUGUAGUGGAGACGACUCACAGGGACAACAUCUGCAACACAGUUCUAGUCCCCGCCAGUGUCCACCCCGCGGUGCAGCAGCAGGCGCUGCGUGUGGCGGAGCUGGCGAUCGGCUCGCUGGCGGGAGCCGGAGUCUUCGGAGUCGAGCUGUUCCUCCUGGAGGACAGCACCGUGCUGCUCAACGAGGUGGCGCCGCGGCCGCACAACAGCGGGCACUACACCAUCGAGGCGUGCCACGUGUCGCAGUACGAGCAGCACCUGCGGGCGGUUCUGGGGCUGCCGCUGGGUGACCCGUCUCUCAAAGUCGGGGCAGCUGCCAUGGUCAACAUCCUGGGGGAGGCUGAUGGCGACGAGGGCUUUGAGAUUUCCCAGUCCGUUCUGAAACAGGCGCUGGUGGUGCCCGGGGCAUCCAUCCACUGGUACGACAAGUCAGACAUGCGUGCGAAGCGCAAGAUGGGGCAUGUGACGGUGGUGGCACCGACAGCGCAGGAGGCGGUGAGGCGAAUCAAUGCGAUUUUGCCCCAAGCCAUGGGAGACGGCCAGGAGGGGGGUGGACGAGCCGUGCAGGUGGCGAUCAUAAUGGGCAGUGACUCGGACCUACCGGUUAUGAAGGGGGCGGCUCAGAUCCUCGACUUUUUCCAAGUGCCGUAUGAGCUCACGAUAGUGUCGGCCCACCGCACGCCCGACCGCAUGUUCUCUUUCGCACAGUCGGCGCACGCAAGGGGCGUCAAAGUCAUCAUCGCUGGCGCUGGCGGCGCUGCCCACCUGCCAGGCAUGGUGGCGUCCAUGUCGCCACUGCCGGUGAUUGGCGUGCCGGUGAAGGGCUCGGCUCUGGGGGGCAUGGACUCCCUCCUCUCCAUUGUGCAGAUGCCACGUGGCAUUCCAGUGGCAACAGUGGCGAUCAACAACUCAGUCAACGCUGCUCUGCUGGCCGUGCGCAUGCUGGGAGCCUCCGAUCCCUCCCUGCUGGACCGCAUGGUGGCGUACCAGAAGGACCUGGAGGGCAUGGUGCUGGAGAAGGCAGAGCAGCUGGAGCAGGACGGGUGGGCGCAGUACCUCAACGUGCUCUCCUCCGAUUGAAAGCUGGAUCUGUGUGUAGCUAGCUAGUCCUGACACAAAGCUCGGCCUGUCAACGUGCUCUCCUGACACAAGGUAUAGCUAGACAGGUCACAUGACUUGACACCAGGUGCUCCUUGCUGCCUAGGGCGUGGUGGCGGAGAAAGCAGGGCAGGGGGAACAGGAUGGAUGGAUAAUGGGCACAGUACCUCGACGCGCUCUCCUCCAAUUGAAGGCUUGUAUCCCGCCUAUGUUUGCAUGACUCGGUCCGUGUUGCCUCUGUCUGAGCUGUGCUUGUUGCUUCGUAAGACGCUGAGUGUGUGCUGCACAACAUGUUACUACUGUUUGGUUGUAUUGGGUUGCUUCUAACAGUUGGAAUAUCACAGUACUUCCAGUG
Closterium sp. NIES-67 is the source of this 2591-nucleotide messenger RNA. Lineage: Eukaryota; Viridiplantae; Streptophyta; Zygnematophyceae; Desmidiales; Closteriaceae. The record is from the annotation of a GenBank genome assembly.